Schistocerca piceifrons (Central American locust) is the source of this 1656-nucleotide messenger RNA. RefSeq names its product protein kinase 4-like. The record is from RefSeq and is a predicted model, not a curated record. The coding region runs from base 1 to 1656 and encodes 551 amino acids. NCBI's taxonomy places the organism in Eukaryota, Metazoa, Arthropoda, Insecta, Orthoptera, Acrididae. The transcript is spliced from 3 exons.
AUGGAAACUCCAGAUCCGACAGAGGAUAUAGAACAAGACACUAAUAUUAAAGUCAGUGAUCCAUCUGCUGUAGAACACUCAGGCAGAAUAAAGACGGUAGUUCAAGUGCAUACUGAAGCAGAACCACAAGAAACACCAGUUACAGUCGAUUUACCACCGGUAGAGCCAACACAUACAGUAAUGGAUCCAUUUUCUCUCUUAAUGAUGAAAAUGGAACAAAUGUUUAAAAUACAGGAACAAUCACAGAUACAGCGUGCAACUGAGCUUAAUAACAACUUAGAUAAACGUAUUAGCAGAGUAGAUGAAUGGAUUAGGACCUUGGAUGAACGCAUCAGUCAAUUAGACGAGCGUACGCAGUUAAGCUUUUCACAGUUCUCAAAAGAGAUAGAUCAAAAGCUUGAAAACUGGUUAAAAGAACACGAUCGCCAGCUGCGACAGCAAAUGGAUGCCCAGUUGUCUGCUAUACAGAACAACAUUUCAAGUAUGCAACAAACAUACCAUGACUUACCACAGAAUGUACAGCAAGUAACCCAGGAUGUGGACAAAUUACAACAAACACACACUUAUUUGGAGGCAGAAAUACGCAACAUAAGUACAUGUAUAGAAAAUCUUACGGUUGAUAAUCAAAACGUAAUAGAACAAAAAUGCAAAGAACAAGAAGAACGCGUUGUGACCACAUUCAACACAUGGCUAAAUGACAAAGACAAACAAAUUAGUACUGUUAUACAGAAGGAACUACCUGUGAUGUUACAACGAGCAGGAACACAACUGAUACAUGAAAACAACACAAAGAUUCAUGAACUCCAGACUGAAUUACAAAACGUGCAGAAAGUGCUUAAUGAAACACGUACGCAAACAUCUCAUAACAGUUCACCAGAGUGUGUUAGUAUCACAGAAACACACCCUGAUCAUUAUGAAACGCCUUUAACUGAAAGUAGGGCGCAGACGGGCAAUAAUUUCAAUCCAACAUGUGGAGUAACAUCCGUUUAUCAAGACCAUACACAAUCAUUGGUGACUCAGGAUGCUUUAGUGAAGUAUUCACAUUUUCAGAAGUUUACCAAUGAUAAGAACGGACCCCAUCCAAUUGUGUUUAUCAAAGGGAUCCAUGGAAUAAUGCCAAAAAGUUGGAACGAAAGGGAGAAAAUUGUCUUUACCAUUACCCAUAUUCAAGAUUUGGUUAUCGAAGAGGACAGACACCAUUAUGGGAAUAAUUCGUCGAAUAAUGGUAAUGGUAAUGGCAAUGGGCGAAACCACAAGAACAAUAGUAAUAGAAACACCUACUAUGGGAAUCAAAAUCAUUGGGAUAGUCCGAAUUAUUCAGGAUGGCAGAACCACAAUAUGAACACAAAUGGACAGUACCGUAAUGCACCGAAUCACAAUUAUCAUCCACAGAACAAUAGUGGACAAAACAAUAGCAGAAACUUUUCAAAGAAACGGAAAAGAGAUUUUAGAGCUAACGCCAAUUACAAUAAUGGUAAUUUUCCAAAUAAUCAGCAAAACAUGCAACCACCACAUAACUGGUCAACACAGAAUUAUGCACAACAGCAAUGGCAGCAGCCUAGGCGACCGCAAUAUCACAACAACAAUCAUGUACAACCCCCGUACAAUACAAAUAUGUCAAAUAACAUGCAGCAGCAUAUGAAUGCGCAGCCAUGA